AUGCCACCCGGCGCGCCUGCGCUCCACAGAGGGUUGGCCCGACCUCCAGCUCUAGCCUCGCACCGACGUCUAAUUCCUCGACUCCCACACUCGACUCUGCUCUCACGCCGCCCGCUCCGCACUCACGCACUUGCCUCUCGUCCGACCAAUCCGUCCGCCGCUGUUUCUGUCGCCAAUGCCGACCAUGUCCGUCAAGAGCUAGACCAUGCCCGCAAGGGUAGCCAACACCUGCCUACAACUGGAGUUUCACACACCGAGCGCAAGAACUUUCUUGCUCGCUUGACCUCAUGGAUGCCCUUGUUCCAGCGUCUGCAAGCCAGUCCAGACGCCUUUUCCACCUUCCGCUACGAGGCCGACGUGUGCAAUCGCCUGCCCGUCCCUGAAUCUGCAGACACUCGCUUGGUCGAUCAAUCGCAAUACCUACAAAAUGUCAAUCUCUGGCUGGAGCUGCUCCGUUUCCGCCUACGUCUGGACGGCCAGCAAGGUGCAAUAGACAUCGUCCAAGCCAUCGCUCAUCGUCGCGUCGUCUUGCCUAUACGUGGUCCUCAGGCCGAUCAACUCUGGUCAACCCUCCUCUGGUCCGCCGUUCAGUACCCGAAGAUGCUUCACCAUCUCUAUCCUUAUCUUGUCGAAUCCCUGCCUCGCUCUGGUCUGCUUGACAUCCGCCUAUACACGCGUCUCAUGGGUCCGCUGUUGCGUCAGAACCCCAUGUUUGCUGUAACCUGGCACAAGCGUAUGCAAGCUGAUGGCUUACUUCCACCCGCUUUUGUCUCGGUCUUGGCCCAAUUCGUUACCGAUGUUCGUUGCAGUAACCACAAGUCCAAGGCUACCGAGGUGUUCAAGAAGAUUUAUACUUCAGCCAAAGUAGAACAUGCAUACGAUGAAUGCAUGUUACCUAUCUGUCGCUUGCUCGACUUUUCUGAUGCAGUGGAUAUGCACGCCUUUUUUGAACGGCAUGAUGACCAUCCCUCACUCUCCAUGCAAUCCAUGCCUGUGAUAGCUCAUCUGAUCGAGCACAGUUGGCUUGCCAAAUCAAACAUGAAGUCUAUGAAACCAUCCAUCAGACCUCGCAUUGCCACUCAGAUCUUGGACGCCCAAUAUCACUUUGACCAUUUGAAGCCUACUGAGUCUGACGUGCCACCUGCUGACGCCACCAUGCCUCCUUUCACUCGCGAGAGUAUGAGCAGCAUCGUUGGCGAUGUUCAUAACAUCAGGGAAAAAGAGCUAAAUGAUGCCUUCUGUGCUCGUCUCUUUGCCACAACAGCAUUCUCCAUUGACUUGAUCAUCACCGGUCUGCGUAUGCUUGGAUUGAAAUCGGUGGGCAACCUGGCUCUUAGAGAGAUAGCUGCGCGCGCUCCCAGCCCAGCCGAUUAUAUUAUCACUGUUAACGCUAUCGAAUCCGCAGGCAUAUCUGUUGCUGAUUCGGUCUUCAGCCGUGCGCUACGCUCCUUUGCUGGUCGAAGGGACAAACACCAGAGCUUCGAGUUUCUGAUUACGAGCGACCAGCAUCCCACUGCCUACGAAGACCGCGUCCUACAGAAACAACUAUUCGCAUCCUUCCUGACCUCUGGUGAUCAUAACCAGGCAAAUGCUGUCCUCGAUGUUCUUGCGAUACACCAAGCUCAGCCUGAGAACUAUCAUGCAAAUCUAAUUCUCCAGACAUAUGCUCGUAGUGGCCAGCGAGGAUCCACACUGCAAAUCUUGCAUGAGAUGCGUUUACAUCGAAUUCCAGUCUCCGAUGCAUCGCUACAAACGAUUCAAUGGAUAUUGCUAAGGCCUCGACUUCGAUCCAAACGACCCAUCAAGCAACGGCAUCACGAUUACAAAAACGACUUAGACUUGACCACCAAUAUCUUCUUGGAGACUAUGCGCACUGGCCAGUCGUUCAAGCCAAUGCGAUGGCACGAAGUAUUGAAGCGAUACGGCAUGGAGAAUAGACUGGAAACUCUCGAGAGACUGUCCGUUUGGUUGGCCCUAUGGUACUCUGGCCGCCUCAGUGUUGAUGAGUGGCCGCUUGGUAGACCUUCGUCCCGUGAUCAAGGCCCUAGCAAGGCACACACAACAACACCGGGCAAAGAUAAUCAGCAUCCUCUAGCUGCCAUAUUCACACCCCAUCUUUUGCGUGCCAUCGUCGCAUGGGGGUUCAAGAGUGAGGCGUCAUCUCCCGAGAUCAUUACUUCUAUCAAUCUAGGCUCUUCAGCAAACUCGGGCGAUCAAGGGCAAGAACUGGACAUCAAAAUGAAUCAGACCCCGAGAGACUGGACUAGAGGUCUUGUGCUUGUUCGCAAACUUCACAGCUUUGGCGUCGACCUCAAGGACAGAGGCUUGCGCAGAGAGGUCAAGUUGCGACUCUGGAUUCUUUACGGGCCAGGAAGAUCAACUGUAGCAGCCAACAGACAAGCCCAGAAGAUGAACAAAUUCUCUCUGGUACACCGAGUCAACCAAAUACACCGGAUUAUGGGUUUCAACUGGCUUCGACUUCCUAUAUCGAUAAGAGGGCGCUCUGACGUGAGCCACUGGACAAUGUACCACGCAUUGUUCGGCCAACCUAGGAGAGCGAGGAAGCGAACAACGAGAGAUCGUGGUUGA
Messenger RNA from Aureobasidium uvarum, 2589 nucleotides. NCBI's taxonomy places the organism in Eukaryota, Fungi, Ascomycota, Dothideomycetes, Dothideales, Saccotheciaceae. The record is from the annotation of a GenBank genome assembly.